UUGGUAUUUAAGGAGAUAUUCCAACUUUAUAUUUGAAGUCUGCAGAAUCAUUUAUAGUCAGAACUCGUCAUGGAGAAUGGGUUGACGGUGUUUGGUCAAAACAUUAUUCAAAGCUGAUAUUUAGAAAUAAUACUGAUAUGAAUCAUCUUCAAGCUUUUGCUAACCGGAAACUAAGAAUUGCUUACAACGACAUUAAGCCGUUCUUUAACUUGAGCUCGAAAGAGGAGUGUGAUCAGAGGACAUAUGAAGGUCUUUAUCUAAAUAGUUACAUAGAAAAAAGAAAUCUAAAAAUUGAACUGAUAUUUUGUAACAAUACUUGGGGGUCUUUAAACCCAGAAACCCGACAAUGGAAUGGUGUAAUAGGACAGGUCGCGUAUGGAAGUGCAGAAGUAGGUGUUGGUUUUAUCUCCUAUACAGAAUCAAGAAAUAGUAUUGUAUCUUACUCCCAUCCAGUAGGUCUAGAUACAACAAAUUGGAUAUCAAAGUACCCUGAGAGGACGUCUCCGUAUUUGAACAUAAUUCAGGUGUUUGAUCUUAACAGUUGGAUAGCAGUUUUGGUUAGUGCUUUGGUAUCUGGAUUUUUUCUUAUCUUAAUAUUGGUUGUUACUGAACGUACUGGAAACACUGGGCUGAGGCAGGAUUCAGAUAAAAUUCUUGCCUUCUUUGUCCCGAUUGCUUUAAUGAAUGCUGAGGCCAUGCCUACCUGGUUUCUUAAUAAUAAUAAAAGAGUUUUGUCUGGAAGUUUAUUUUUGCUGGGUUUGACCUUUGCUUCAACAAUUCUUACUUUAGCAUUUUCCUGUAAUCUAAGAGCUGUGAUGCUAACCCCUGUUUAUGAAAGAGAAAUUGACUCUGCCCAACAUGUUGUUACUGAGCGGAAAACUGUUAUCUCAACUCCAGCUAACAAGUGGAUAAAAGAUUAUCUAGAGAAAUCUGCAAAUCCUUGGAAUGUUAAAACACUGGAAAAUUUCAGAUUUUGGACUUCUCAGGAAACUCUAUCAAGUGUAUUGAAAUUAAUUGCAAAGGAACAAAGCAAUGUAAUGUUGGGAACCAAGGAUCAUAUACAACUGAAGAUUCAAUCAGACCCGGCAUUAGCCUUGCUUCCUCGGCCCAUAUUAUACUUUAGUAAGGAAACUGUACGACCAUAUUACAGUGGCUGGGUUUUAGCAAAAGAAUCUAAUUGGAUGGAUGAUUUAAAUAAUCAUAUCUUAAUCUGCAAUCAGGCUGGUUUUGAUGUCAAGAUACGGAAUUCUUUUAAUACAGUUUUUAACUUGGAAAAACCUGAUCAGGAAAAGAUUUCUAUAUUGCAUCUUGCUAUUGCGUUUUACGUGUUUGGAAUAGGGUGUACUUUUGCUCUACUAGAAAUUAUUGUAUAUUUAUUAUACUCACAUCGUCUCAUCCUUCUUGUUGUUGUUAUUGUUGUUGUACUUGUCGUUGUUGAAUUCAGGAUUGUUGUUGUAUUCACAGUUGUUGUUGAAUUCAUGGUUGUUGUUGAAUUCAUGGUUGUUGUUGAAUUCAUUGUUGUUGUUAAAUUCAUGGUUGUUGUUGGAUUCAUGGUUGUUGUUGGAUUCAUGGUUGUUGCUGAGUUCAUUGUUGUUGUUGAAUGCAUUGUUGUUGUUGGAUUUGUUGUUGAGUUCAUGGUUGUUGUGGAAUUCAUGGUUGUUGUGGAAUUCAUGGUUGUUGUUGAAUUCAUGGUUAUUGUUGAAUUCAUGGUUGUUGUUGAAUUCAUAUCUGUUGUUGGAUUCAUGGUUGUUGUUGAAUUCAUGGUUGUUGUUGAAUUCAUGGUCGGUGUUGAAUUCAUGGUUGUUGUUGGAUUCAUGGUUGUUGUUAAAUUCAUGGUUGUUGUUGAAUUCAUGGUUGUUGUUGAAUUCAUGGGUGUUGUUGAAUUCAUGGGUUGUUGUUGGAGUUGUUGUUGA
Eurytemora carolleeae is the source of this 1913-nucleotide messenger RNA. Its product is annotated as glutamate receptor 1. Gene Ontology annotation, molecular function: glutamate-gated receptor activity. Gene Ontology annotation, cellular component: membrane. Bases 138 to 1913 code for a protein of 591 amino acids. The transcript is spliced from 20 exons. The record is from RefSeq and is a predicted model, not a curated record. Lineage: Eukaryota; Metazoa; Arthropoda; Copepoda; Calanoida; Temoridae.